Toxotes jaculatrix (banded archerfish) is the source of this 4547-nucleotide messenger RNA. It is a transcript of the gene cdh19, whose product is annotated as cadherin 19, type 2. Gene Ontology annotation, cellular component: plasma membrane; catenin complex; adherens junction. The transcript has 11 exons. NCBI's taxonomy places the organism in Eukaryota, Metazoa, Chordata, Actinopteri, Toxotidae. The record is from RefSeq and is a predicted model, not a curated record. The coding region runs from base 1 to 2427 and encodes 808 amino acids. Gene Ontology annotation, molecular function: calcium ion binding; cadherin binding. Gene Ontology annotation, biological process: cell-cell junction assembly; cell morphogenesis; multicellular organism development.
AUGGGAAGUGCAGAGGAAAUGCACGGAUGGACAGUAAAAAUGAGCACGCCGAGUGUUUUGGCUGUGGUGACGGUCUUUUCUAUGAUUCCUGGCGGGGUGCUGAGCGAUAUAAGAGGUACUCAGGGUCUGGAAGCCCAACAAUUGGCCCAGGGGUCCACUCAUCUGCACCGUCGCCUGAAGAGAGGCUGGAUCUGGAAACAGCUGUUUGUCCCAGAGGAAGAUCCCACUCCUCGCGUUAUUGGCCAGCUCAGAUCUGAUUCUGACCGAGGCGAGUUUUCUAUCAAGUACAUAUUAUCAGGGGAAGGCGCCGGAGAUGUGUUUGAGAUAGAUGAGUAUUCUGGUGAGAUCCGAACGCUGAAGAAGCUCGAUCGUGAGGAAAAGGCCUUUUACGUCCUUCAAGCCCAGGCUAUCAACAGGAGGUCCAAUGAACCAGAGGAGCCCCAGUCAGAGUUUAUCAUCAAGGUGCAGGACAUCAAUGACAAUGUCCCCCAGUUCCAGAACGAACCGUAUGUGUCCAGCAUUCCCGAGAUGUGUCCAACCGGGACCACAGUGGCCCAGGUGACAGCCACAGAUGCUGAUGAUCCCAUGUUUGGAAACAAUGCCAAGCUCAUCUACUCCAUCCUGCAGGGGGAGCCCUACUUCUCUGUGGAGCCGAAGACGGGGAUUAUUGUAACAUCUUGGCCAAACAUGGACCGUGAGGCCAGGGAGCAGUACCUGGUGGUGGUGCAGGUGAAAGAUAUGCUGGGCCUCAGCGGGGGUUACUCCUCCUCCACCACAGUCACCGUCAGCCUGACUGAUGUCAACGACAAUGGACCCACAUUCCAGCACCACUUGUACACCUUCGCCGUCCCUGAAAAUGCAGCCGUGGGCACCACAGUGGGCAGGAUCAUGGCAGAAGAUGGAGACAUUGGCAUCAAUGCCAAAAUGACCUACAGCCUGAACGAUGACCUGGAGGAAAGCUCCACUUUCAUCAUCAGAACAGACCCAGUGACGCAGGAGGGAGUGGUUCUGCUAGCCAAGCCUUUGGACUAUGAAACAAAGAGGCGUUUUGUUAUGGCUGCAGAGGCGGUAAAUGACCAUGUGGACACUCGUUUUCUGACUUUGGAGGAGUUCAGGGACAGGACAACGCUCAAGAUUGUUGUGGAAGAUGUGGACGAGCCACCUGUCUUCCUCUCACCAGCCUACGAGUGGAAAGUUCCUGAAAAUGCAGCUGUGGGAACUGUGGUUGGCAGUGUUAGCGCCAGAGACACUGACACAGUCAACAAUCCCACCAGAUAUUCAAUUGACAAAAGGAGCGAUGGCACAAAAGCUUUCAAAAUAGACCCAAACAAUGGGACCGUAACUGUCGCUAGAGCUUUGGACCGAGAGACUGCAAACUGGCACAAUGUGACUGUUGAAGCCAAGGAAACAACACAGAACCAUUUAUCCUCCUCUGUGGUGGUGUUCAUCAAAGUGCUGGACAUAAACGACAAUGUGCCAAGGCUCGCAAGAGAUUACCAGCCAUAUAUCUGUGAGGGGACACAGGCAGGAGAACUUAUUCAGCUGCUCAGUGCUGUUGAUCCCGACGACCCCGUGGAAGGACACCACUUCUACUUCUCUAUGGUCCCUGAGAAGCACAUCAAUCCAAACUUCACUAUCAGAGAUAAUCAAGACAAUACAGCCAGCAUCGUGGCACGCAGGAGUACUUUCACCCGCAAGGAUCGAACCCAGUACCUUCUGCCUGUGGUGGUGACAGACAGUGGCUCUCCAGCCCUCUCCAGCACCAGCACUUUGACCAUCAGAGUGUGCAGCUGCCAUCCUGCCGGCCAUUGUCCCACAGGAGGGGUGGAAGCCCUUGCUCUUUCCAUGGGGGUCAGCCUGCAAACAUUGUUAGGGCUUCUGGUCUGCCUGGUCACACUCACGGUGCUGUCAAUUCUAAUGCUGAUGGUGAGGAGACACAGGCGAAAACAGCAGGAGGGGCAGGAGGUAGAGGUGAAGGAGCUGGAGCUGCCUGAGACGGUGUCGCAGAAGGUGCUGUAUUACGGAGAACCAGGGGUUGGUGGAACAGACCUGGACUUCUGCCAGCCUGUCGUUCCGCUGCGCCACCACCCCCACAGGAGGAGGGAGAGGAGGCUGCGGAGGGAGGAUGUCAGGGCCAGCAUACGGAUGUCCCUCAGAGAGUCGCACCUCAUUGGGCCAGAGGACGAGGUCUUCAGGCAGUUUAUUCUGGACAGGCUGGCAGAAGCUGAUCAGGAUCCUUACGUUCCCCCAUUUGACUGCCUCAGGACCUAUGCAUAUGAGGGGUCAGGAUCUCCCACAGGGUCCCUGAGCUCACUGGAGUCUUCUACUUUAGAGGUAGUACCCGAGCAACCUGUUUGUAAUCCCAGACCCUAUGUAGUGAGGCUUACCCCUUGGUAUGGUGGAGGAGAGGAGGACACCACCUUCUGAGAGGCUCUUCCUCUAAUCUUUGCGUGACAGCAGGAAUAGUUUGAAAUUUUGUGAAAUAUGCUUAUUGGGUUUGUUGCCAAGAGUCAGACAACAUGAUCACGAUCACUCUCAUGUUUGAACAGUAAAUAUAAAGUCUUAAUGCUAAGCUAAGCUAACCAACUGCUGGCUUUACCUUCAAAUUUACCGCACAGAAAGAAAGUGUGUAUUUCCCAUAAUGUCAAACUAGUCCUCUAAAAAUAAACUCAUAUACUACAUAAGAACUAUUGCUAUUGAGAUAAGCUAAGAACUAUUGUUGGUAAACUUUUUAUAACUGGACCCACUUUUGUUUGCUGAAUUUUUUUAUUCUGUGUGUAACUGUUCCAACAUAAAUUACAUGACUUAGAGCUACAACAGAGUUUAAGUAUGUUCAACUUUAGGCCUUCUAAACAAAGGAUGAGGGUUUGCCCCUAGACUCACAACUCUGCAACAAUCAAUGCUAUCCAUAGUACAUGAUUAUAUACAGCUGUUUUUUUAAUUUGGACAAAUGCUAAAAAUGAUCAGCGUUUUGUUUCCCUGACAAGUGACCUUUUUGCGGUUGUGCAAAUAAUGACUGUCGUCUUUAAGAAUGGCAGAAACAGACGUAGCGUGGUGUAAUUAUACUGCUGAAAAACCUCUUAACAAACAGGUCAGGGUGCAAGGAUGGGUGUACAAAGCACAUGACCUAAACUCCUUUCUCCUAAAACAGUGGCUCAUUAUGUGUUUGUGAAGUUUUCAUGGCAGAACAAUUGCCUAAUGAGACCUCCAGCAGACAAGGAGCAACAUUAGUGUUCAUUUGAAGUCAUAGUGACUAAUGAAUGUGGUCCACGCUCCUUCUGAUUUGGCUUGUAGCUGCACUACAAUAUUCACCAGCUGGAAUCUUUGUUGUUUUGUCCUGGGCAGGUAGUGCACAGUGGGUUUAGUAGAGUUUUUUUGUUUGUUUGUUUGUUUUAAAUUUUGAAAACAGCUACCUGCUGUAGAUGGAAACUAGGUUGUUGAGGGCAGAGUUUGCAGGCUGGAAAACCAAAACAAUGAGGUUAAAGUGGUUAAAGCGUUCGUUUUGUUGCCUUUGUUUUGUGUUGAAAGUUGACAGGCGUUUUUCGCAAAUUUGGCAGGAAUGUUAAGGGGAGAGCUGAAGGGAAAUGUAAAGCGGGGUGGUCACUUUGAGCAACCUCUUAACAUUGCACAUAUUCAUUUUAUCUAUUGCUACUGUAAAAUAAUAAUGUGCAGCUUUAACCUGGUACUUAACCAGACCUUAUUUAAAAAAGGUGGCAGAUCAGAAAUGAUAUAAUUGGUCACAUGGGUUGAUUUAUAAGGCACGGAUUCAUGCUUUAAGGAUUGCGGUCAAUUACAGUGUGGCAAUACCAUACUCACUGUAUAAAAGCUAUAGUAUCACAGACGAAUCUCUGGCAUUACUUGUAAUAUUAUUCAGUUCUUAUCGUGUUGUUGUUUCACAUUUGGCAUUUGGGCUUAUAACCUAUGUGACUUUGUAUUUGGCAUUAAGGAAUUCUAUAAAUGUAUGAAAUUCUCUUGAUACGUGUGUGGCAACAUAUCUGUCUACAUGGAGAUUUUAUUUCCUGGAUAGCCUUAUUCUCACAGAAAUUAAAGUUCAUAUGCAGAAGAGUAAGUUUUUAAAAUGUAUUAUGCUGUAUGAUAUGACUCUGCUUUCUGUUGAGUCACCAGAGAGCCCAUCGCACUACUCGUGUCAGCCAAUCAGCGAUGGAGAGAGCACAUGGGUGACUAGCAGCAAAACUCCAGCAAAGUAAGGUUGAAAGAGGAGAAGAAGUUAGCCGAGGCUUGAUUUGAAAUGUAUAAAGGAAGUGAAACUCUGGAGAAACACAACAGCUGGAGCCCUAUGAAAAAGCUCAUAUUACACUGUACGGUGCCUGGCUCUCUUCCUUCUCCACGGCCAUUUACAGUGUUAUUGGCAAACACUACAUGCUCACAGUUAGUUGUGUGGGCGGCUGCUUGCAGCGUGACUUGAGGUAAUUGCAUGGUGAUCAGGUCAGCCCUCCCAUCACCUUCUCAUCCGCUAAUUGGGCUGUUUGCUGUCUGUGAAGGUCACUGUUUGGACCAGAGAGAAUAUAGUUCUCACUGAAGCAAAA